AUGGCGUCGAUUGUGAAGGCCUUACGCCCCAUAGCACAAAGAGCAACAUGUACAGCAAGGCCAGCUCUACGACCGGCUCGAGCUUCUAGAGUAUACCAGCAUGCAAGACCAUUAUCCGCCACCGCCCGGCGGCGAGACGACGACGUCGACAUUAUACCCACCCCCAUAACACACAUGUCCGAGAUCGAAACCAUGAUGGCCGAAUCCGUAUCCAAAUUCGCCAACGAAGUGAUCCUACCGAAAGUCCGCGAGAUGGACGAGAAAGAGUCAAUGGACCCCGCUAUCGUAGAGCAGUUGUUCGAGCAAGGGCUGAUGGGCAUUGAGAUCCCCGAGCAGUACGGAGGCGCGGGCAUGAACUUCACGGCUGCUAUUGUGGGCAUUGAGGAGCUGGCGAGGGUUGAUCCCAGUGUUAGCGUUAUGGUGGAUGUGCAUAAUACAUUGGUUAAUACGGCGAUUUUGAAGUAUGCUAGUACUGAGUUGAAGAAGAAGUGGUUACCUAAGUUGGCGACGAAUACAGUUGGUUCAUUCUGUCUGUCCGAGCCUAUUUCUGGAUCCGACGCUUUUGCUCUUGCGACAAAGGCUGUCAAAUCCGAUUCAAGCUACAAGAUUACUGGUAGUAAAAUGUGGAUUACGAAUUCAAUGGAGGCGGAUUUCUUCAUUGUAUUCGCAAACCUAGAUCACAGCAAGGGUUAUAAGGGUAUCAGUGCCUUUAUUGUUGAAAAGGGAAUGAAGGGAUUUUCUAUAGCUAAAAAGGAGAAGAAGCUCGGUAUCAAGGCUAGUAGCACAUGUGUGCUCAAUUUCGAUGAUGUUGAGAUUCCUCACAGCAAUCUCUUGGGUGAAGAGGGACAGGGUUACAAAUACGCCAUCUCGUUAUUGAAUGAGGGACGUAUUGGUAUUGCUGCUCAGAUGACUGGGUUAGCAUUGGGAGCUUUUGAGAAUGCUGCAAAGUAUGUGUGGAAUGACCGAAAGCAAUUCGGACAGCUAGUCGGUGACUUCCAGGGAAUGCAACACCAGAUCGCUCAGUCGUAUACUGAAAUUGCCGCCGCGCGAGCUUUAGUAUACAACGCAGCUCGUAAGAAGGAAGCUGGCGAGGACUUUGUGAGAGAUGCUGCGAUGGCGAAGCUUUACUCGUCACAAGUUGCUGGGAGAGUGAGUGGGCUUGCUAUUGAGUGGAUGGGAGGGAUGGGAUUCGUACGUGAAGGUAUUGCUGAGAAGAUGUGGAGGGAUAGCAAGAUUGGAGCGAUUUAUGAGGGAACGAGCAAUAUCCAGUUGACUACUAUUGCUAAAUUGUUGAAAGCGCAGUAUGUAUCAUAG
Molecule: messenger RNA, 1314 nt
Organism: Glarea lozoyensis ATCC 20868
Lineage: Eukaryota; Fungi; Ascomycota; Leotiomycetes; Helotiales; Helotiaceae
Product: Acyl-CoA dehydrogenase NM
Exons: 5
Coding region: 1-1314 (437 amino acids)
Cellular component (GO): mitochondrion
Molecular function (GO): flavin adenine dinucleotide binding; acyl-CoA dehydrogenase activity
Source: RefSeq, a predicted model, not a curated record